This is a messenger RNA of Mangifera indica (mango), 2267 nucleotides long. Its product is annotated as trihelix transcription factor DF1-like. Bases 280 to 2040 code for a protein of 586 amino acids. The transcript is spliced from 2 exons. Lineage: Eukaryota; Viridiplantae; Streptophyta; Magnoliopsida; Sapindales; Anacardiaceae. The record is from RefSeq and is a predicted model, not a curated record.
AAAAAGCAGAAGCAGCUUCUUGAGAUUGACAAGGAGAUCCUCUUCCUCUUCCACUCUCUCAAAAUAAAUAAAUAAAUAAAUUCACUGUAACAAUACAAUACAAUACAAUCUUCAGUUCAUAUACAUAAAUUAAAAUCUUUUUUUGAAGAGAAUUCACCUUCUCUUUCUGUUAUUGUUUUUCAUCUAAUUUUUUUAAGCUUUUCGUUUCGUUUAUUUUGGAGCUGUAAUUGCUACAGCUAUAGCUACAAGAAGCUGAGCUUAGACGACGACUCGUAUGCUAUGCUGGGGGAACCGUCAGUAUCCGGCGAUGUUGCCACCACAGCCACGAGAGACGAUGAAGCUGGAGCUGCUGAUAAUAUCGUUGGCUCAAAUUCAGGCGAAGAAGAUAAGAGUAGAGUUAAUCAGCUUCUUGAAGAAAGUGAUCGAAGUUUCGGAGGAAACCGGUGGCCAAGACAAGAGACUGUUGCACUCCUUAAAAUAAGGUCAGACAUGGACGUCGCCUUUCGAGAUGCAAGUGUUAAAGGUCCACUGUGGGAAGAAGUUUCCAGGAAGCUAGCGGAGCUUGGUUAUAAUCGAAGUGCCAAGAAAUGCAAGGAGAAAUUUGAGAAUGUUUUCAAGUAUCACAGGAGAACCAAGGAUGGCCGAACCAGUAAAUCUCAUGGUAAAACUUACAGAUUUUUUGAUCAAUUAGAGGCUUUUGAACAUCAUCAAGCUCCUUCAGUGACACCUUCACAACCACAACCGCCCAAGACUCAGCCAACGCCGGUGGUGGCCGCAGCAUUAUCAGCAUCAAUGCCGGUGGCUCAUAACAUCACUGUUACUUCUACUGUUCCAUCAACAACAGCAAGCCUGGCAAUUCCUUCUACAAAUUUACCUUCGGUACAAGUAACAAACCCUCUGAAUUAUCCUUCUUUUCAGAAUAUUUCCACUGAUCUACCGUCGAAUUCGACAUCGUCGUCGUCGACUUCUUCGGACCUGGAAUUGGGAGCCAGAAGGAAAAGAAAAAGAAAAUGGAGGGACUUCUUUGAGAGGUUGAUGAAGGAAGUUGUGGACAAGCAGGAAGAGUUGCAGAAGAAAUUCUUGGAAACAAUAGAGAAACGUGAGCAUGAAAGAAUAAUUAGAGAAGAAGCUUGGCGAAUGCAAGAAAUGACAAGAAUUAAUAGAGAGCGAGAAAUUUUAGUUCAAGAAAGAUCCAUUGCUGCAGCUAAAGAUGCAGCUGUAAUGGCUUUCUUGCAAAAAUUAUCCGAUCAGCAAAACCCCCUUACUGGGCAAGUACAAAAUAUAAAUGUUCCUCCAGUAAUACAAAUAUCUCAGCCACCACCGGCGGCAACGCAGCCUGUAGCAGUACUAGCACCAGCACCGGCACCGGUUCCGCUACAGCCAGUAUCAUUGCCUCCAGCACCUCAGCCGCAGGCACAACCAGGACCACAAUCACAGACACGACAGGUAUUAAAUUUAGAGAUGUCAAAUGGGUCAAAUGGGGACCAAAAUUCAAUGGCAACAAGCUCUUCAAGAUGGCCAAAAGUUGAGGUUCUAGCAUUGAUUAAUCUAAGGACUAAUCUUGACUCUAGGUAUCAAGAAAAUGGACCUAAAGGGCCAUUAUGGGAAGAAAUCUCAGCAGGGAUGAGAAAGCUAGGUUACAAUCGCAAUGCCAAAAGAUGCAAAGAGAAAUGGGAGAAUAUAAACAAGUACUUCAAGAAAGUGAGAGAAAGCAACAAGAAAAGGCCCGAGGACUGCAAAACUUGCCCAUAUUUCGAGCAACUUGACGCUUUAUAUAAAGAAAAGAACAAAUUUGAUAGCUCUUCCAAUCAAAUGAAGCCCGAAAACUCAGUGCCAUUAAUGGUAACACCCGAGCAGCAAUGGCCGCCUCAGCCUGAUCAACUUCGACAUCAAGACUCCGCCAUGGACGACAUCGAGAGCGAUCAAAUUGGAGAAGAAGACGAGAAAGAUAUGGGGGAUGACGAUGAAGAAGAUGAUGGAAGUGGCUUCGAAAUUGUGCCAAACAAACAAGUUGCGGCGGUCGAUGCAACCGAAAGGUAAUCCCUGUGGUAACUUCGGGUAGGGUUGCGGGGCGCCGGGAAAUUCGGAUUUAAUUAUAGUGAGGGGGCAUGCACAUGGGGCUGUAACAUAAAGUCAGUGGGAAUUAUAUGUUUUUUUUUUUUUUGUAAUUUAUUUAAUUUUUUGGCUAAAUAAAUAAGUUGAGAGAAAGAACGAGAGAUUGAGGGUUUCAUUGAACAAAUAAAGAUGGGGCUAGUGUUUUUCUUGUA